AAGUAUAGUAAGAAAGACGAUUGGAAGCAAGUGGGACCUUGGCUUGCGAGUCAUUUUGGGUGGUGUUCCCAUAUUUUCACACACUCUUCUCCUUGCAUUGGGACAUCCGCAAACACCAACUCUCUCUCUCUCUCUCUCUUCACUGUGCACUUUUCUUUCUGAAUUUCCCUACCAAUAUUCAUUUGUUUUUCACUUUUGCCAAAACCUUGUCUUGUAUAUAAAUACAUCACCACACAACUCAUGCAACUCCGUCUCUUCAUUUUAAUUUCAUUCAUCUACCACCACCACACCGGCCCCCUUUUUCUUCUUCUUCUUUCGAAACCCUAAAGCUAGCCACCUCCCAUGGACAACCAACUUGACUCACAACCACCACCACAACCCGCGCGCUUAAAGCUAUUUGGCUUCAGCGUCCAUGAAGACUCCACCAUGGAAGAAGAAUUACUACUCAUGCAUGAAGACGUAGCAGAUUCAACAACAAAACCAUCACCUUCUUCCACCUCCCCCUCUAGGUCGCCGGAUUCCGCCGGAGCCGCUGCAGGAGCCAGCGGCGGUUUUGCGUCCUCCUCUUCCGGGGAGCGGAAAUACGAGUGUCAGUACUGUUGCAGAGAGUUCGCAAAUUCACAAGCACUUGGUGGACACCAAAACGCGCACAAGAAAGAGCGUCAACAGCUCAAGCGAGCACAGUUACAAGCCACGCGAAACGCCGCCGCCGUUUCCUUCGUCAGAAACCCCAUCAUCUCUGCCUUCGCACCACCGCCGCACCUGCUUGCUCCGCCGGGGUCCAUGGUCAUGCCGGCGCCACCUCCAUCGUGGGUGUACAUGCCGCCGCGUGCAGCUCCUCCUCCGUUCCACGUGUCAGUAUCUCACGGGUGCGUGUUCCCUUCGGCGAACAGCAGUAAUAAUAGUAGCAACUACAGUUACGGUAACGGUAACGGUAACAGUAACGGUAAUUGUAGCAUUAAAAAUGGGGGUGUAGGGUUCCCCUAUGGUGGCGGUGUAGGGGAACCGUCAAGUGCAUUGUCAACGAUGAUGGGGUCGCAGAUGCAAGUGCAGGUACAGGCCCGGGCCCACCAUGGCAGGAUGGACGGGUCCUCUUUGAGUAGGUUCUCCAAAGGAGAUGGUGGGCCCAGUUUUGAUGAUUCAUUGGGCUUGGACUUGCACCUUAGCCUUGCACCAGCUGCGCCGUAACUGUUAGCCGUUUCUAGCUUCAGCCUUCAUGCGCCACUUAAUUAUUAUUAUUAUUUUAUUGUUAUCAUCAUCUGCUUCAAAUCUUGUACAUUUUCACAUAUUUAUUUUUUCUUUUUCUUAAAAAAAAAAAGGUAAAACUUGAAAUCAAA
Molecule: messenger RNA, 1337 nt
Organism: Arachis duranensis
Lineage: Eukaryota; Viridiplantae; Streptophyta; Magnoliopsida; Fabales; Fabaceae
Product: zinc finger protein GIS3
Exons: 1
Coding region: 343-1188 (281 amino acids)
Biological process (GO): trichome differentiation; cytokinin-activated signaling pathway; trichome morphogenesis
Cellular component (GO): nucleus
Molecular function (GO): DNA-binding transcription factor activity; transcription cis-regulatory region binding
Source: RefSeq, a predicted model, not a curated record